AUGGGAAUUACCGGCCCUGAGCGGCAGAAGAUCUUGGUGGCAUCGCUCAAUGGGAAUCAAAACACCACUGAGGAGAGAGUCACGGAGGCAAUUCUGAUCCAUGCAGACAUUAAAGAAAGCAAACUUCAGGUGAUGUUGGGAAGGGUUGCACUCUUUGGCAAAGUUUUCCGCUGGCUGGAUUUUGAUGGUGACGGGACCCUCUGCUUGCCUGAAGUCCUCCGAAUGAUGGAGUUGCUGAAUAUCGACCUGAAAUUGGCGGCAGAUUUAAUGGCCUUUUUGGAUACCGAUGAUUCCGGUGAAAUCACCUGGCAGGAAUUCGUCCGCGGAAUUUGCACGGAUGAAUUCUCAGUACUUUUUCCACAGAUCACCCUGGAAGCUCUCGUCGAGCUUCCGUCAAGCUUGCAGCAGAAUAAGCUCGUCAGUGCAGAAGAAGAGAGACAGGCCAUCGCAGAAUUACCCAGCAUUGAGAAGUCCUUGUACUGGGUCAUGUCCAUCAUGUACGGUUCAGCAGCCGAAAAGCUUGACAAAGAGAACAGCUUUGACUUAGACCUCACAGAGAUUCCCGCUCGUUUCAAAGCGUCCAAAGAUGCAGCAACCGACACGGCUACGGACAGUCCCACCAUUCCUGGAAGUCCAACCAACGCCAAGGUUGCUUGGGAACCAGCUCAGCCCAAGGAUGACCUACAGAUCACUGAGGUCACACAUCCGCAUGCCAUGGCAGCCAUGGCAGAUGUUCAUUGUCUUGUUGUUCGCAGAGAGCAUCGAACUGCUACACCCGUCCGCCCUGCCAUUAUCCAUCCCAAGCUUCCUGAUGAAGACAUUAGCACGCAUCCACAUGCCAUGUCUGUAGCUGAUGUUCGUUGUCUUGUUGUCCGCAGAGAACCUCGAAAUCCUACAGCGGUCCGGCCGGCAAUUAUUCAUCCCAAGCUUCCUGAUGAGCAGACCCACACACAUAUGCAGGGUGUUCGUUGUUUCGUUGUCCGAAAAGAGCCUCGAACUGCUACAGCGGUCCGCCCUGCAGUUAUUCAUGCCAAGCUUCCUGAUGCCGAGCUUCAGUGGGUUCAAUUCCCAGAGGCUCAAAAACCCAGAACUCCAAACAUACCCGAGGCGAUGCCCUGCAUGGAAAUCGAGCCUGAAAAGCCUCAGGAAAAGCAACGGAAGAUCAGUAAUAGCAGUUAUGGCCAAGCUGCUGCUGUACUUAGCUCCGCCCUCUCUGGCUUGAGUGGUGUUGCAACUGGUGUUGCCAAUGGUUUGGCAUCUGCUUUUGGACUCCCUUCCAAGGAUAGCAACAAAAGGCCUCGGAUGUCCGUGGCAGAAGCAGCGAAUGUGAUCAAAUCCAUGACGGUCAAGAAGGCUGGUAAGGCACAUGUUCUGAAUGAACAAAAACGUCGGAGCCUUUGGCGUUGCAGGUAUGCAGCGAUUUUAACUGGAGUGUUAGCUGGGGUGGGUGCAGCCUUUCUAGCACAGCUUCUGAAUGACUACACUUCAACACUUGUUGAUGAAGAUGAAGACUACAUCAUGUGGAAUGUGGUUGCAGGUUCGUUCUCCUUGUUGUGGUCCCUAGCCGAAAUGAUUGUUUGCUGUAUUGCUGCACUGGUGGCUACAGUCAGAAUGACUCGAAUAUGUGGCAUGAUACUGGUACCGAUGGACAAGGAGCGUGCAAUGUUAGCCGGAUCUUUGGCUCGCUCUGCUUUGGAACUGGGGCAUCCCAAAGUACGCACCUUCGGAAUUGAUCCUUACAAACGAGCCAACAAAUACCUGCUGCUGAUUUAUGCCCUGAUCUAUAUGGGAAGUCGUGGUAUUACCAAAUUUAUCGCCAAAUUGCUCAUGAAGAAGGUGGCACCCAGGACUCUCCUGAAAGUCACGAAGUUUGCUCCGCUUUUAGUGGAGGUUUUGAUCAAUGUGCUCUUCAAUUCAGUGACUGUAAACUAUGCCAUGAACGAAGUCAUGAUUUGCUCCCUUGGACCUUCUGCGACAAUUGAGGUCACGAGCCAGCUGAUUAAAGCUCGUCGACACUCCGAAAAUGUUGAAGAGCCUCUGUCCGAUGAGGUGAAACUCUUGGCUUUACGAGCCGUUGGUGUUUCCAUUACCUAUAAGAUGCAACUGCAUCCCAACUCACGUUUUCUCUUGAACCACAUUGUGGGUCUUUUUGCAGAUCAGAGCUUUGUAAAGAGGGCCAAGGAAGAGUAUUUUGAGCUGAAAGGUGGCCUUGCUGUUCAGCGUACAAAGAGUACAAAGAGUCAUCGUUCGCAUGCCUCUCAGCAAUCUAGGAGCCGAAAGGCUUGUUGUUUCUGUUCCAGAAAGGUUGCAGAAGUACCAGCGGAGACCUUGCACGAAGAGCUCGCAGAUUUGGGACUCGAUGAAGAAGAUCUUUUCUUUGAUGGCUUGACAGGCCUCAGUCACCGAGAUGCCCUUUUCGCCUGCUCCAUGCUGGUCCUGGCGUUGAUGCUGGAUGGGCGCAUCAGCCGGGCCGACUGGAAAUUCAUUCAGCGCGCGGCCGGAAGCGCCCGGCCGCCCUUGGAGGCCAAGUGGUCCAGCACCGUUUAUUUGGUCAAUAUGUACAACAGUGGCAGACAGAUGAAUGCAGAAAUGUUUCACCAGAUCUUUGAGACAUCCAAGGGGGCAGACGGCAUUGGCGCCGCAAGCUGUUGCGAUUAUGUCACAGAUGUGAUGCGCACCAUCUUGGAGUACACAAACUGCGACUUCCUUCAGCUCAGCGGAUCUGAUGAGCUGGCUGCGGUCUGCGAAACUGCUGCGCUGGAGGCCUCCCUUGAGGAGAUGGCAGAGGUAAUCUCCAGAGCUCAUCUGGUUGGAUUUGUGGACCUGACGAAGGAGUUGCUUCUGCGCAUGGCUGCAGCGCUGCAGAAUGCUGAGGCCACCCGUGCUGUGUGUGCAUCCUUGCCACAAGAACUGCUGUUGGAGCUGCUGGCAUUGGUGGUGGAACGGCAGAACAAAGAUGGGUUUUGA
Cladocopium goreaui is the source of this 2967-nucleotide messenger RNA. Lineage: Eukaryota; Dinophyceae; Suessiales; Symbiodiniaceae. The record is from the annotation of a GenBank genome assembly.